This is a messenger RNA of Rotaria sp. Silwood1, 1023 nucleotides long. The record is from the annotation of a GenBank genome assembly. Lineage: Eukaryota; Metazoa; Rotifera; Eurotatoria; Philodinida; Philodinidae.
AUGCAUAAUGAUUUAGAUGCACUAUUAAAGACGAUGGGACAUAAAUCGAAAAAAAUUAUUAUUCUUGGAUUUAACUGGCAUUGGCAAGCUAUGGCACAAAAUAAUAUAUAUACUCUAGUCAGAUUCACUCGAACAACCAAUUAUAUUGUUGCUGUAGGUGAUGAAUUGAGUUUACUUGUCUGCAUCGAGCUAAAUCUUCCAUGCUAUAAUGCAUCAUCACAUAUGUUGAAUUUUCAAAAAAACAUAUCUAUCACACAUGAAGGUCUUUUCAAUGAUCCAUAUUAUUUAGUCAUUGUAUGGUAUUUAAUUCCACUCUAUUUGGACAUUCUUCGAAAAGGGUUCACAAUAAUGAAGAGUGAUAUAGACAUAAGCUAUGCUGGCAAAGAUAUUUGGAAGACGUUUGAAUUAAUGAUUGAAAAAACGGGAGCAGAUCUUAUAUUCAUGAGGGAACAUCCAAUCAAUACAGGACAAUUUUAUGCCGUUCCUAAUGAUCGAGUUAUAGCAUUUUUUGAAGAAUGGAUAGCUUCACAAAGAAUGUUCAAAACACAGAACGAUCAGCAGGCAUUAGCAAAUCUGAAUGAAAAGACUUAUAUGACUUGUCAUUCGAAAGAGACGUGUAGCCGUGUUCAAACACUAUUGAUGAAACAUAGUCCAGAUUACCAACUUCGUACUAAUAACUAUACGAGGAAAAUGGCUGCUGUAUUAACCUAUCCAUCAUCAUUUACUCGAUUCGGUGGCAUAUGUCCUCCGACGAGAACUAUUAAUCCAUGUGAUCAAGACGUUCUCUAUGUGCAUGUGAUCUGCAUGACGGGUGCUCAAGCUAAAAUAAAUAAAUUAAAACAACUCGGAUUUUGGCUUAUGACAGAUCCUUGCACGAUGACAAAACCUGAUGCUUUGUUUGGAUCGUCGAUGUUUGCCAAUAUAUCACUCACUCGUUGUAUUCCAAUACCCCAUUUGUGGUCAACAGUUGAAAACUCCUUCUUACACUGCCACAACGCCGAUUAUGUCAUAUCCAUGUCAUAA